AUGCGCGUCACCGUCUCCUUUGUCCUUCUCGCCACGCUGGCCUCUUUAGCAGCAGCAGUAGCAGCAGCGCCGGCAAAUGGCAAUGGCAGUAGCAGUGGACGUCAAAAGAGCGUGAUUCAGCUCAUCUCUGACGGCUUCGGUCCAGCAUCAGAGACCUUUGCUCGAUCCUUUGUUCAAGCGCGGGACAAUUUGCAGUGGAAUGACACGCUACCCUUGGACAAGUCCAUCGUCGGCACCAUUCGAACGCGAUCGACGGACAGUCUGGUGACGGAUAGCGCUGCUAGCGCCACGGCUUACUCUUGCGGAAUCAAGAGCGUCAAUGCGUACAUUGGCGUCGACAUUGAUCAGAAGCCUUGCGGAACUGUGCUCGAGGCCGCAAAGCAAAAGGGCUACAACACCGCCCUCGUCACCACCAGCAGAUCCACCCACGCAACACCGGCAAGCUAUGCAGCUCAUGUGCCUGGUGAGUGAAGGCGUGUGCGUGUAUGCGUGUGCGUGUGCGUGUGCGUGUGCGUGUGCGUGUGCGUGUGCGUGUGCGUGUGCGUGUGCGUGUGCGUGUAUGCGUGUGCGUGCCCGCAUUUCGAGCUACACGCUCACCCUCACGACUGCACUCGCUUGCCUUGUCAAAAAGAUCGCGAUGAUGAGAACACAAUCGCUGAGCAUAUGCUCGGCGGGACCGUGUUGGGAGCGCGCGUCGAUCUGAUCUGGGGCGGAGGCAGGCGACACUUUUUGCCAAACACCACCAGCGGAUCUUCGCGCAAGGAUGGCCGGGAUCUGAUCGGCGAGGCCACAUCAGCGGGGUAAGUGCGGCGGCGAGGAGAGAUCGUUGCGGGGCGACCGACGUGAAUGACGUGGACAAGUCUCGAACUGACCAUGAUCACGCCCCCCCUCUCUCUGCCCCGUCUGCCCGCCCGCCGUUUCAAAAGCUGGAGCUAUCUCUCCACUCGCGCCGAAUUCGACGCUUUGAACAAUGGAAGCGACGUGCAGCUACCGUCGUUGGGACUGUUCACAAGCAGUCAUAUGAGUGAGCAAGACUCGUGAUGGUGAUUGGCGCUGCGCUGGAAGCUAUCGCGAUCUGACACCCCCACCUCACGCUGCCUUUUGCUCCGCCAAAAGGCUACGAGAUUGACAGGCUAGCGCAGAACAGCACGGUGCAAGAGCCCUCGUUGGCUCAAAUGGCCAUCACCGCUCUCAAUGCGCUCAAAAAGCAAGACGAGCCCUUUUUCAUCAUGAUCGAAGGAGCGCGCAUCGAUCAUGCAGGUCACAACAACGAUCCCAUCGGUCAUUUGCACGAUAUCCUAGCUUAUCAGGAAUUGUGGACAGCCGUAUCUCAAUGGGUGGAUGCUAACGACGCUUCGCAAUCUUCCGAUGACCCUGAAAUCGUCCUGCUUUCCACUUCGGAUCACGAGUGUGGAGGUCUGACGCUCGCUUUGCAACGUCCCGAAGAUGAAGAGGCGGAGUAUGCUUGGUGAGUGGAGAGGUGGGCCCCGCGCGCACACGUACCCUAAACACCCUUGUUGAGCUUUGUUCCCUCCCCCUUUUCUACUCGGCUGAUCUCAUGUGCGCGCAGGUACCCAGACGUGCUCAACAACAGCACGCACUCGACCGAAUACCUAGCAGCUCAAUUCUACAAGUACGCCGAGGCCGAGAACCGCACGGAUGGCGAGCUGCGCGAUUACAUGGUGCAAACCAUCCUACCCAGUCUGGGUCAAUCCGACAUCGACGAAGACGAAACUGCUCGAGCGCUAGAGUUGGCAAAGGAAGAUGAUGAUGGGUUGGCCCUGACCAUCUACCUUGCUAGUCUGGUCAACUGGAGAGCUCAUCUGGGCUGGUCCACCACUGGACAUAGCGGUCUCGAUGUCAACCUGGUAAGCAGCCUCGUGGCCCAACCCGGAAACCCAAACAAGGAACGCAACCGCUAACCCUGAUCCUCGACUUGCGCACCUUCCGUACGAACAGUAUCUGCACGUAGCGCCUCAGCACGCGCAACAAAAGCUGGCUGCCUCCUUUGUGGGCAAUCACGAAAACACGUGGAUCGGAAGCUGGACGGCUUCCUGGUUAGAGUUGGAUUUGACGAGCGUGACGCGCCAAUUGAACAACGGUACGCUGGUAGGAGCGGCGGGCGAAGGAUCUGCCAACCUGACCACUCCUACGGGCAGGUAUCACGGAGGACCUAAACACGUCUUGCCCGCUCUUCCUCCUCGUAGACGUGGCGUCGGCUACUCUCACAGGGAGAAUACGUCGCUCAGAGCAGAGGAGCGCAGUCAUAGCAUGGCGAGCAAGAGGCGUGCGCACGCGGAGCUCUAG
Molecule: messenger RNA, 2307 nt
Organism: Ceraceosorus bombacis
Lineage: Eukaryota; Fungi; Basidiomycota; Exobasidiomycetes; Ceraceosorales; Ceraceosoraceae
Source: the annotation of a GenBank genome assembly